Owenia fusiformis is the source of this 2149-nucleotide messenger RNA. Lineage: Eukaryota; Metazoa; Annelida; Polychaeta; Sabellida; Oweniidae. The record is from the annotation of a GenBank genome assembly.
GUGUAUGAACUAUGAAUGUUUUAUAAGGGCUUCCUCAGCCAUCUAUUGGAUCGCCCCUAUCGCAAGGUUAACGUGGCCAUUUGAGGUUAGACAUUGGAUUAAAAGGCUGAAACAAUAUUGAAGUGAGAAGUGAUGUAUGGAUGAUGCCCCCCAUUACAGAUUAAAUUAAUGAAUCGCAAUCGUCUAUUACAAGUACAGAGCUGAGCGUUUAAAAUGACAAAUCGGUCAUUUGUCUCGAUGAACAUCGAGGAAAUUGCAGGAGAAUUGGAGAAAGCAUUGAUAGAAGAUCGUGGAACGAUCUUGAACGCUAUCUUAGAAGAUAACCAACCCAUGCUGAAGAAAUUAUGCACUGCAAAAAUUAAACGUUGUGAGCCGAACAUUGGGUCAUAUGAAUGGACCUGUGUACAUUGCGCAUCGAGAUGGGGUCGGACUUCGUUUCUUAGAAAGCUCUGUAUCAACAAUGGCGUCCCUCUAAAUCCCGAUGAUGGCAAGAAGAGGAGACCUCUAUGGUAUGCGUGCGCAUAUGGGCAUAUAGAAACGGUGAAAGUCCUGUUAUCUAGUGGUUGUAGAAAGAACUACCGAGAUCAAAACGGUUGUACGGCCUUACAUGCAGCAUCCAGAUACGGUUUCCAUGACAUUGCUACAUUAUUGCUGGAUAGUGGAGCCCAAAACAGCAUCAUAGACAGAAAGGGUCUCCAAGCAAUACACAAGGCUGCAUAUGGUGGUCAUGUUAACGUACUACAAGAGUUAAUCAUGCGGAACGCAGACGUAAACGCACGUACGUUUAAGGGAACAACCGCGUUGCACCUCGCAGUCCACAAUGGUGAUAUUGUUACAGUAAAAUACCUUAUUUCACAAGGAGCAAAUGUUAACGUAGGGAGUACAAACAAUCUAACUCCUUUACACAUCGCGGCUCUAAAUGGAUAUGACGAAAUAGCUGAAAUGUUGAUACAAGCUAGAGCUAUUACAAACUCGCAAGAUUUGAACGGGGAAACUCCGCUUCAUGCCGCAUGUUCUAAGAACCGUAACAAAGUAGUGAAAGUUCUCUUGGCAAACCGUGCCAAGGUGACCAUUGUAAAUAAUGAAAACUGGACGUGCGUGCACACUGCUGCUUUUUGCGGUAGCACAAAAGCUAUCACAGAGUUGCUCAAGAAAUAUAAACGUUCCCCCUAUGACGUCACUCGUCUUGGAUCAACCCCCUUACACCUCGCAGUGCAAGGCAGACAUAUCGAUGCUGCAAAGGUUAUUCUACAAAACACUGAUAUUGUCGAUGUAAAUGCUCAGAAUAAUGAUGGGAGGACAGCCCUGUAUGUCGCAGCUCAGAAUGGACAUACACAAAUGGCUAAAAUCCUCAUAGAAAAUGGGGCUGCAGUGAAUAUAUGCGAAGGACAUGAUUGGUCGCCUCUUCACGUUGCCACCAAGUUAGGUCAUCAUAAAAUGGCUGGUUUGUUGAUAGAAAAGGGGGCGCACGUGUUGCAAUCUAUCAGCUCCUUGAGUUGGAGAAAUCUCAUUUAUUCACUAUUUACUAUGUCAUAUAGACUCCUCUGACGCUAGGCAAACCACAUUCACUACACUACAAAGGUUUGGUUAUCAUGUUCCUCAUUCGAUAGUUAUAACCUGUUUUAAAUACGUUGUUUGUGUUUGGUUUUUUCUCAAUUGCAUUUCGUCGGUUUUUGAUAAAUAUUUGAGUUUAUUUCGAUCGCCAAACAUAACCAUGUGGUUUAAUAGGUGAGAACGUAUUGCCUAAAUCCGCUUGUGAGUGAAUGUUUGCCAUGGUCAGCACUGGAGCCGCACUGGAGGUUUUAGAGCCUUCCUAAAAACGAUCUGAUGAUGUUUUUACUUUUGUAACAUAGAGGUUGACAUCAAUGUAUGCCGCGAUUUUUUGUUACAAUAUGAAAGGACUACUUGAACUUUUAAUGUUAUAUGAACUGUAAAAAUAAAAUGAACACGCCAACGAACUAAGCAACAACAAAAGCCUUAGAAUGACAUUAUUAUUAACCUAGUAUUCACCAAUAUCAACCCGAAACACAUGAAUGAACAUGUGAUAAUAGAAAAGAUAUGUAACACAUUAUAAGGUCAGGGACAUUCAGACCAUCCUCACUUUCCAUUUACCAGUUUAAUUUUCAGUGAAAACUUUUUAUGAAAAAUA